Molecule: messenger RNA, 4578 nt
Organism: Calliphora vicina (urban bluebottle blowfly)
Lineage: Eukaryota; Metazoa; Arthropoda; Insecta; Diptera; Calliphoridae
Gene: Cap-D2
Product: CAP-D2 condensin subunit
Exons: 6
Coding region: 77-4480 (1467 amino acids)
Biological process (GO): meiotic chromosome condensation; mitotic chromosome condensation; mitotic cell cycle
Cellular component (GO): nucleus; condensed chromosome, centromeric region; condensin complex
Molecular function (GO): histone binding
Source: RefSeq, a predicted model, not a curated record
UCCGUUGAAAUUAACAAUACUAGAGGAAUUUGUGCACAAAAAUUAUUAACAAAUCGAAUAAAAUUAACAAAAUAUAAUGGAUUUUCAAUUUAUAUUGCCAUUAACAAAUGGUGAUUUACUGAAUUCCAGCAGAGACACCUACUAUGUGAAGCAUUUAUACAGCCCGGGUGAAAUACCCGACAAACUAAGAGCCUGCAAGCAAAUGCUGCACCAGGGGGAUCCUUUUUAUUUGUUCGAUCAUUUCGAUACCUAUUAUGCGGUGAUUGAAAAUAAAAACACUGAUUCGGUGGCCAUGACCAAUUUAAUGCGUAGCUUUGAUUUACUGUACAUGACCGUCGAUAAGCUGGGCAACCGGUUGGCACCCUUUUUGGCGGUUAGCGAGCCUCCUACGCAACAAGAACGUAAUGGCUACUUGAAUUUAACCAAAAUGUGUUUAUUUCUAAUUGUUAAUGUGGUGCGUAAGAUUGAUGCCAAUAUUGCUCGCCUGCAGCAGCAACAACAGACCAAUCAACAAAAGAGACGCGGUAAACAUGCUGAUACUGUGGAACAGUAUCCGGACUGGGAGACAAAGAGGGGCAAGUUUCUUGUUCAAUUAUACAAUGUGAUGCAAUUUCCAUUGGAAAAACUGUGGAGUCCACCGAUGGCGGAGGAAAAUUUUGUAAAUUUAUUAUGUGACAUUUGUUAUCGUACCUUGGAGUUGCUGCACGUACGUCCCGAUAAUCGCCACAUUGUGGAAACCAUUUUUCAAAUUUUCGGCACUGCCAUCAAACGUUAUCAACAUGCCAUGAAUUUUCCCGUGCGCAUAUUACAAAUUUUACGCACCACCGAACAUGCUGGCGUUUCCAUAGCCAAUGGCAUUAAUGUGCUGCACGAGGAAUACGGCAUAACAAGUAUAUUUUCGGUGUUAAUUAAAGAAAUUGUCGAGUGUUUAACUUUAGAUUCAGCUGACACCGCUAUAUCACGUAAUUUCUCUAACUUUCUUAUGGAACUGGCUUCCAUAGCACCCAAACUAAUGAUACCCCAUCUCUCGACACUUUGUGAUGAAUUGUUAAAUUGUGAGUCGCAUGUUUUACGCAAUUGUAUUUUACAAAUUAUGGGUGAUGCUAUAGUGGGCGAAUUGACGUCCGAGGAAUUGUCGGAGGAAUUGAAAGAGGCACGUAAUGAAUUCUUGGAGAAUCUGCUAAUGCAUAUUAAUGAUGUUUCAGCUCAUGUUAGGGCUAAAGUUUUGCAAAUUUGGCAUCACAUGAAAGAAGAUCAGGCCGUACCACUAACAUUUCAAAUAAAAGUAUUGUGUGAGGCUGUAGAAAGACUGGAUGAUAAAACCUCUUCGGUUAGGAAACAUGCAGUGCAAUUGAUUAAGGCUUUUCUGGAGAGAAAUCCCUAUUCAGCAAAGUUGACUUUGGCUGAAUUACAUCAAAAACACGAGGAAGAAGUGCAAAAAAUGGAAAAACUAACGGAAUUGUUGGGAGAAGAACGUAAAAAGGCAGAGGAAUUGGAAGAAAAAUGGAGUUUGGUUAUACCAGAGAUAUUGCCCUUUGUAGAGGAAAGCAUAAGGGAACACAAUGCACCACCAGAAACACAAGAGAAUUAUGAAGAUUUAGUGCAACGUAUUUCUACUAUGCUGCUGGAAAAGAAUUACAAAGAAGCGGUGGUUUUGGUUAGAAAAGCAGAUCAUGUGGCAGGCAAUUCAGAACUCAGGCUGUCUUUGAGGCAUGAAGAACAAUGUGCCUACUAUAUGGCUUUGCUGAAAUCCUAUAUAUUCCUGGCUAAUGGUUGUAAAGAUAGUAAUGAGGAACUGGGCACCCAAAUAAAAACUGUACAAUUUUUACAAGAUUCUAUAGAAUUUUCGAAAGUUGUUUCCAGGGCCAUGCCUAAAUUACAGGAAAUGUUAUUAUCCAAAACCAAUUCAGAUGUUUAUGAGGCUGUGGAUCUCUUUACCACGGGUUAUAUGUUUGGCAUUAAAGGCACCGAGAAUGGCAUGAGACAAAUGCUGUAUUUGGUGUGGUCUUCGGAUAAAGAGAAACGUGAUGCUGUCUCAGAUGCCUAUAAAAAGGUGUUAUUCACCACCGAUCAAACUGGCAGAGCUCAUGCCUUGCGUGUGGUACAAAAUCUCUCACGUUUCCUGGAGGGCUUGGAGUAUGGCCACUACACCGCCAUGGAGUGUUUGGUUAAAGAAUGGGUAAGCAAUGAAGACAUUGAUGGUCUCAUCAUACAGUUACUGUUUGAAAGAUUUACUUUAAAACUUGAGGGCACCACCGAGAAUGAGUCACGCUUGGCUUUACAGCUGCUCAUUAUGUGCUCCAAUGCCAAAUCAUCUAUAGCCUCGGCUAAUAUACCCAUAAUUGAAACGAUUGGUUUAGGUCCGCGUGGCAAAACCGAUCCCCGUAUUUACACCAGUUGUUUAGAGUUUCUCUUGAACUCCAUUGAUCAAACUUUAAGCUCUAAGUACUACAAACGUUAUGAGGUCGACUCGGCCAUAGUGCUUAAAGUCACCGAUAUGUUUAUGAAAUUCUUUUUUCAUCCCCGUGUGCCCGAUUUCGAUAAGUUGGCCAUGAAAACAUUGCAAUUCUAUUAUACCUUGUGUCAGACACCAGAUGUGAUUUCACAAAACAUUGUGAUUGAAUUAAUGAAAAAGUUUAAAGCCUUCUCAGUGAAAUUAUGUGAAAUAACCGCCUCCCAGCAGGCUCAAGCCCUUGAGACACCAUUCUCUCAACAAAUACCCGAAACACAAGCAGCCACCCAGGCACACUCCCAGACCAUAAUGCCAACACAGCAGCCAAGUGAUAAUGAGGCAAAUACAACACAAAUGCGUAUGCCGGUGUUUUUGCUAACGCGUUUCAUUUUCAUUAUUGGCUAUAUGACAUUGAAGGAGAUGAUCUUUUUGGAUAUAGAUGUGUACAACAAUAUGAAAUAUCGCCAGGAGUUGACGGAGUGUGAGGAGAAGAAAAAGAAAAAUGCCUUGAAUGCCUUCAAUCAUAAUAGACGUAAGACGGGAAAUUUGAAUAUGUCGGCCACGGAGUCGUUGAAAAGACUGUCGGGAGCAGCAGCGGAACCACAACAAGAGCCCGACGAAGAUCUUGUUGGUGCCACGGCCGAGGAUAAUAUCGCCGAACUAAUCAAUCACAUCUGCGAAGAAGUCCUAAUAUAUGGUGAAAAUUCUUUACUGGCCAAAAUUUUCCCUUACGUCAUGGAAAUUUGUAAAUAUCCGGCCAAAUAUCGUGAUGCCUCCCUGCAGCAAGCUGCCACUCUGGCCCUAAUACGUUUUAUGUCUGUGUCCACUAGAUUUUGUGAGGCCAACAUGCCCUUCCUAAUGAACAUACUCAAUCACACGAAAAACAUAAAAAUCAAGUGUAAUAUUGUCAUAGGUCUAUCGGAUUUAACUUUUCGUUUUCCCAACAUAAUUGAACCCUGGACGGGACAUUUCUAUUCGACUCUGCACGAGGAAGAUAACGAGCUGAGAUUGACGGCAGUGAAAAUGUUGUCGCAUUUGAUUUUGCACGAAAUGAUACGUGUCAAGGGACAAAUAGCCGAUUUGGCCAUGUGUAUAGUGGAUCCUCAUGCUGAGAUUAAAAAUAUUACCCAACAAUUCUUUAAGGAAAUUGCCAAUAAAUCGAAUAUUUUGUAUAAUGUUUUACCCGAUAUCAUUUCGAAAUUGAGUGAUACCGCUUUGAAUUUGGAAGAGGAGAAAUAUCACAUCAUAAUGCGUUACAUUUUGGGUUUGAUACAGAAAGAUCGUCAGGUUGAGACUUUGGUGGAGAAAUUGUGUCUACGUUUCCCCGUCACCAGAGAGGAAAGACAAUGGCGUGAUAUUGCCUACUGCCUGAGUUUGUUGUCGUACAAUGAGAAAACCAUUAAGAAACUAACCGAUAAUAUACAGUAUUACAAGGACAAAGUGCAGGUGGAUGAGGUUUAUCAAUCGUUCAAACUGAUCAUUAGUAACACCUCGAAACUGGCCAAACCUGAACUCAAGACUGCUGUACAGGAAUUGGAGACCCGCAUUAAUGAGUGUUUAAAAGUAUUUGAUCCCAAUGAGGAGAAAAAUAGCAAUGAAGAAAAUGAAAAAGAAAAUGCUCCUAGUGGCAAUAAUAAUCACAGGGCCAAUAAAACCAAAACGAAAUCAUCAAAAACUUUAAAUAAAACCUCAAAUAGAAGAGGUGGUCGUGGUAGAAAUAGACAAAAGUCAUCUUCUGAAGAUAAUUCAGACUUUUCUGAAGAUGAAGCUCCCAAAAAAUCCUCCAAUAAAUCGAAAACAGUAAGAGGAAAGAAAACCCAAGUCUCAUCGCAAAGUGAAUCCUCUAGUGAUUCGUCUAGUGAUGAGCGUCCUCCUCAAACUGCCAAAUCAAGCAAAAAAUCCUCGUCUUCAAAUACUACCAGCUCUUCCUCACGUCGAGGUGGCACAUCACGCAGCAAAGUUAUCCAGGAAACUGGCAGUUCAGAAGAAGAUGUACCGCAACGUAAACGUGGCCGUAAUCAUAAAUAGUCUAGAUAAUAUUCAUUAUUUGUGUCUUGGCAUAUUUUUUGUUUAUUUGUAUUAAACGGUUUUUUUUAUAAAUAAAAUUUUACAUAAUUUGAUGAAAA